AUGGCAGGAACAGCGACGACACUCACAGUGACAGCACCGAGAUGGCGGUGGCAGCAUCAUCACCGUUCGAUUCCUGUUUCAUUUUUCCGGCGAAGGCAUCCACGGCUAAGAGGUUUGGAGUUUUACAGAAAUGGGGUUGUAGAUUCUACUUGUGGUGCUGUUUCUCGAAGCAAUGAAGUGAAUGUGUCACCUUGGGAUGAUAAACCCUUUCGAAUUCUUCCAAGUGGUAAAAAGGCUUACUUGGAUGAACAGGACGUGGUGACAUUUCUUGAUCCUCCUAAGGGCUUGAUUCCUUUGGACCCAUCUUCCUAUAAUCCCGCUGCAUACCUAUGGAAAAAGAUUGAAGAUAUUCCUGAGGAAAGGCGACAUCGACUUCUGCGAUUGUUAGAACCAAGACUUGUUUCAAUGGCUUGGCAGAUAGCCGGUACACGGUAUGAGGAUCCCAACUUAAUGAAGAAAAGUGCAUCUACAUUGUUGUCCAGCUCUGACAGAGAUGAUGUUGUUCUUGAAUAUUAUAACUGCAGAACAAGUGGAGGACCAAUGCCAAUUUCCUGGAUAAAUUCCUUUAGAAAGGCUGUAUUUACUUGCAAGGAUGGGCAGGCCUACGGACGAAUCAUAAGUGGAUCACUUUUGGCUGCAUUUGCUGACUCCUUCUCUCCUUUGUAUUUUACGGUUAGACAACAUAAUGAAGUCAUGUCAACAGAGCAGCCAUGUGAUUUAGCAUAUGAAUUUGGAGAUGGACUAUAUGAUAUCAAAGAGCUCCCAUUAGGCUUUCCAAGACCAGUUAAGCAUCCUUAUCCUUUCAACGAUCAAAUUGUUGUGUAUGUUCGCCAUCUAGCACCUGGGGUCUCAGUAGGGCAAGCAUGGCAAGAGGGGACUAAGUUAGAGCAAGUCCCACGAAAGUUAUGCAGAGAGAUUUUAAUGGUCAAGGAGUACACGUCAUUACGAGAAGAUCAAUGA
Molecule: messenger RNA, 960 nt
Organism: Sphenostylis stenocarpa
Lineage: Eukaryota; Viridiplantae; Streptophyta; Magnoliopsida; Fabales; Fabaceae
Source: the annotation of a GenBank genome assembly